Molecule: messenger RNA, 4329 nt
Organism: Planococcus citri (citrus mealybug)
Lineage: Eukaryota; Metazoa; Arthropoda; Insecta; Hemiptera; Pseudococcidae
Product: RCC1 and BTB domain-containing protein 1-like
Exons: 9
Coding region: 2623-3870 (415 amino acids)
Biological process (GO): proteasome-mediated ubiquitin-dependent protein catabolic process; regulation of proteolysis
Cellular component (GO): cytoplasm
Molecular function (GO): ubiquitin protein ligase binding
Source: RefSeq, a predicted model, not a curated record
UUGGUCCCUCCGGUCUUGUCUUGUCUUAUUUAUAUAGGUAGUCUUAUUAGGUCUUAUCACAGUUAUCACUUUUUCAGGCGGGCGCAGAAUCCGUAAUCCGUAAUGUAUCUUCUGCGUAUUAGAUUUUAGCCGGUAUAGAAUUUAGCUUUACUGCGUCUUCUUUUCAAUAGAAUAGUUUUACUUUUCAGUGGAUGAAUAAUUCAUUCAAUUAUUCAUAUCAAGUUGUAUUCAGUGUUGAAUAAUUCGUGUUUGUGGUUGUGAUCAUAUUUGCGGUGUUUCAUAUUGCAAAUUGUUUCUUUGAAGUCAUUACAUAACUAUCUAUCACUGCAACAAUCAAGAUUCGUUGAUUUUCUCAACUGGGACAAAACUUUAAAAUGGAUCUUCAAAAAUACUUUCAUGAGUGGAAAUUCAAAGACGAUUUCAUUGAACAAAUUGAAACUUUUGCCGCCUGGAGAGGUUCAAGUCUUAAUGAAAAUGCAAUUAGAGCCCUUGACACUUCUAAUGUAAUAUGCUCGGCCCAGAAUGUCCUUAUCAUGACAAAGAACCAUGAAGUUUAUGCAGUUGGUGGUAUAAUCAAAUCCUGGAGCUAUAAAUGGUGCAGAAAACCAAAACCACCGAUCUCCGAACCUAUGACUGACUAUUAUGAACCGGUGAAACUUUCUUUGUUAUCUGGCGAACGAAUUAAAAAAGUUGUGCAUACCUCAGACGUAGUUUUCAUUUGUACGGAGAAGGGCGAAGCUUUUGGUUAUGGAUUUCGUUUCUUUGGAUCAAUACCCGAAGGGGGUCCACAGAAAGUACGUUCACUUCUGGGACUGAAUGUGGUGGACAUCACCAUCGGGCCCUACAGCGUGCCCUACAGGCAACAUUUUGCUUUAUGUGAUGAUGGAAAGCUUUACAGGUUUGAAUUUUCCGGCGAAUGCGACCAAAAAAGAGAUCUGAUUGAUACCAGUACCCGAGCUGACAUCGUUUUGCCUCACUGAGGCUGCCUAUAUAUUUCAUUUGAGACAAAAAAGUCACCUCGUUGAGGCAAAAAACUGUGUGCAAAUUAGCGUGAAACUUUAGCGCCAUCUAUUGACAAAACUAAAGAGUAUGCCUUAUGCAUGGCAGGGGGUAAAUGCGAAGCAGAUAGCAAAUGCAUAGCUGGAACGUGUACCUAGCGUAACAAAAGAAAAGAUUCUUUUGUGACAGAAACAGAACUACAAAUAAUUGAAUGAACACAAAGAUGAAUGUCUAGGGUAGGGUAUAGAUAUCCAGGUGACUGUCUCUCAAAUGGUUAGUUUGGAUGCUGGUGGUAUCCUCCUCCCCGCUUCAUUGAUUCUCAUAGGUAAGGGAUGAAAGUCAACUACAUUUACAGGAGUACACCACUAGUGCAGGUUUAGAGAUAGCUAUUAUACAAAGCAUAAAUGGCAAUCGAGCCUUGUUUAGGGAGAUAAUUUUUUUUCAUCAAUUUAGAAUAAUUUAUCCUCCCAAACAUAUGUAUCUGUAGCAAUUAAUUUUUCUAAUUUUUUGAGAUGUGUUUGAAUGGCAUGUGAUAUGUUAAUGAGGGUGGAAUAUUUUUUUGAAAAAUAAACUAGUCAAGUACCUAUUUAUGAAACAUUUCUAGCGAAAAUAUACUGCUAUUCAUAGGUAAGGUACCUACUAACAUUGCAAACACCAAACAUUAUUUUUUCGUCACAAAGUACCUAAUAAAGUAAGUAACAGGUGUAUUUUGUAAUCUAUGAAAACUGAAUAGGUACCUAGUACAUUUUUUUCUAAAAGUGCUUCACAUUUAAAAAAAACAAAAAAAAAAUACAUAAUUGCAUAGGUACCUAAGCAGAUACCCACACAAAUACCUAAUAAGAGGAAAAGAAAAGAUGAACAAUUUGGUGUUUGUGGCAAUCAAAUUUUCAGGAGUUUUUCAAUUUGAAAACAAUGUUUUCCAAAAUUUAGCCCCAAAAAAGUGUAAAAAAUGGGUGACUGGGUGACAAUUCUACUUAAAAAUUAAAAUUGCACAAAAUCCUCAAAAAAUGAUGGAGCUUUUGAAAUUUGCGUCAUUUAAUUCGUUGGAAUUUUUUUUUAGUCAGAAUGUCAGAAAAUGGUCAUUUUAAAUUUUACUAUUUGUCAGGGGAAUAAGUCUGAUGAAAUUAUAAAGUGCAAUAAAAAUCUGACGUUUCCAUUUCUGGGGUUAUUUUUAUUUUAUCUCAAACUAAACACUCAAUUUUUUCCCAUCAAAAUUAAUGUUUUUCGAGUUCCUAUCACACUGUAAAGACGAAUAGUAGGACUUUAUAGCUAUGCGUUCUUCAUUGUCAAUAGAGCGCCAUCUAACACUCGCGUAAGGUACUUAAAAAAAUCAGAUACCUGCGAGCUAAUUUGCAUAUUUUUGUCAUUAGUCUCAUAUAGGGCGAAAAAACGUCUCAAAUCGCAAAUAUAGGCAAAAAAAAAGUGCCUCAGUGAGGCAAAAUGUUAGCUCGGGUACAGUGGAUGCCAAACCACUGAAUAUAUUUCACUUGAGGGACAAUAAUUGGCUUGUUUUAUUAUUAGAGAAUGGAAAAGUAAUUAUUAUUUGAAUAAGAAAUUAAAAAUCAUGAGCCUAACAAGCAGUAUCUGCGAUGAAUUUGCGCAUGGAAUUUAAUUUUUCAGGUCAUGAAAAUAACUAUACUAGAUGACCCACGAUUUCGGCACGAUAACUCUAUCAGCGAACAAAAGGAUCGCUGCGAAAUAAUGAUUUUUCAAAAAGAUGGCGAUCUGAUUGAUCAUUGUAAAAUUGAAAAACUGAUUGGUGGAUAUGGACACGCGCUUGCUUUGGAUGAAUACGGUCGCUUGUUUCAGACAGGCCAUUAUUUCCUGAAAAAACCUUCUUAUAUAAAAUAUGAGCACUUCGAACUCAAUUCAUUCAUUACUGAAAAAAUUGUUGACAUUGCCGCUUGCAUGACACAGCAUCUUUCUGCUGCACUGACUGAAAGUGGCAAAAUAUACAUGUGGGGCAAAAGUCGAUCUGAAAUCAUCUAUCCUGAACCUGUGCUUACAGCAUACAAAUCUUUACAUGAAGUUUUCCUUUAUGAUGCGCCUGAUUCGUUGGAAACUUAUAGACCAAUACAUGUUGACGAGUUAUCAGCUGUAACUUCUGAACCAACCACCAAGCCAACCACUGAACCUCAUAUUAUGCCGAUUGAAAGCAGUAUGACAGAUACUCUACAUUCUCUAACCAAUUCGUGUGAAACAGAGUUCGCUGAUCCGGCGGAAACUUCCAAACCAAUAAAUGUUGACGAAUUGUCAGCUGUAGUAACUUCUGAACCAACCACUGAACUUCAUAUUAUGCCGAUUGAAAGCAAUAUGGCAGACACUCAACAUUCUCUAACCAAUUCGUUUGAAAAAGAGUUCGCUGAUCCGGCGGAAACUUCCAAACCAAUAAAUGUUGACGAAUUAUCAGCUAUAGUAACUUCUGAACCGCAUACUAUGCCAAUUGAAAGCAGUAUACCAGACACUCAACAUUCUCUAACCGAUUCGUUUAAAAAAGCAUUCAAUGAUCCGAAAUUCUGCGACCUGUUUGUUGUGGUGGAAGGUAAAACAAUUCCAGUCCAUAAAUCAAUAUUAGCAGUGCGAUGUGAACAUUUCACUGAAAUAUUCCAGAAACAUUGGCCAAUUGUAAAACCGAGUGUUCUAGAAAUUGAAGACGGCGAUUUCAAAACGUACAAAGCUUUCUUGGAAUAUUUAUACACGGACCAAAUCAAUGAUAAGUUAUCCUUCAACGAAAUAAUAAAAUUACUUUACCUGACUAAUAAAUAUAACGAGAAACCAUUGGCGGAGCGUUGUAUAUUGUUGAUACAGCCAAAUGUUACCAUCGAAAAUGUUGUAUCUUUAUACGAACAUCUACGUAGCUAUUUGUUAUGAAAGAAAAUACCAAAAUAGAAAACAUUCUUGUAAAGUUGAAGGAAUUUUGUGUGAAAUUUUGUGCUGACAAUUUUUUUGCGAUUGCAGCUUCAGACAAAUUUACCAAAUUAAAUGAAAAAAUAUCGAAAGAUUUAGUCGUGGAAAUUGGUAAACUUAAACUUGAAAAAUAAAAUAAAAUAAUAAAAUGUAUCAGUGAUGAGUGAAGUCAAAGUACAUAUAGGUACCUAUACGCAUCUAUUUCUCGUUGCAAACAUGUAUUUUCAACAAAAACCCGUCUUUGAUGUACCUACUCGAUAUUUUUGCACACCUUGUGGGUGUUUAUUCAUAGGUACCUAUUGCGGCGUAUUACCGCUCAAUGACUACAUUGUAUCAGUUGUGCUCUAUUCUUGGUGCUAUAAACCAUAUUUAUAUGUGUAUUUCAUCUAGUCAUCCUUGCAAAUAUUUUACUUAAUUAAUUAU